UUGAACGUCAAACGCGAAGCAAAACAAACAAACGGUGUAUUUUUUUUGUCUUGUAGCUUUAUUAUAAAAAUUAAAUCAGAAAAUGUUAUAUUCUUUUCAUUAAAUCAAGUAAUUUAUACUAAUAAACAUGGAAGAAUUGUGCGCUGCAUGUUUAUGUGCCGAUCGAAAAAUGGUCUGCGCUAAGGAUACGGGUGUUUUUUAUGUUUAUAAAGAAAUCCUGAAUGAAAUUUUGAUCCCUAAGGAUAUUCUGGAGAUCACAAAGAUAUGUUGGGAGUGUGAAGCGCUGCUCCGCAGGUACAAACAGUUUCGACAGCAAGUGAUUGAAUGUCACACGGAGCUGCUCAACUGUCUUCACCAAGAUCCAUUAGCUAAGUGCAGCAGCAGACAGUCCCAUAUACAGACACACAAGUUGUUUGACAUCAGCUGUUCCCUCGCCCCACAACAUGUUAAAACAGAGAUGAAAGAGGAGGAGGACGGAGUGCACUGUGAGCCGGAGACCUUUGCUGAUGAUCUUGUUGAAGUCAAGCUUCCUAAGAAGAUUAAGAAGAAAUCUAAAAAGCCCCACCGCAGCAAACGGAAACGGAAGCGAGUGACGGAUGACGUCAUCAACGACGGGCUCAGCGAUAAAGAUGACGUCGUGAACGGCGUCGCUAGUGACAGGGACGACGUUGUUAGCAACGGGGGUGGAGUGGCAACAGUGACGGAGCAGGAGCCCGGCGAUGUGAAGAGAGAAGUGCGGGCUGAUGAAGAGUUGCAGGCGGCGGGUGACGCCGUGCCGGAGACGAAGGUGGCCAAGAGGGAGCGCAGCAGGGAGGUGCUGCCGGAGAAGCCGCAGUGUGUGGAGUGCGGGAAGAUGUUCAGCUCGCGGAAGACGUACCGCUAUCACAUCAACGUGCUGCACAAGGGCCAGAACCGGCACCCGUGUCCGCGCUGCGGGAAGGUGUACCACUGGAAGUCGAACCUGGGCCGACACAUGCGAAGCCACCAGGCGGUCGAGGACGGUGAGCUGUACUGCGGGCCGUGCGACAAGUCGUUCGCGUCCAUCGCCACCUACCGCCAGCACCUCAAGCUGUCCAAGCAGCACGUGUCCGAGGACGACUUCAGUUUCAGCUGCGACCACUGCGGCAAGAAGUUCGUGAACAAAACCCGGCUGCGGGACCACAUCGACUGGGAGCACCUGCGGAAGAUCAAGUUCCGCUGCGAGCUGUGUGACAAGCCGUUCAAGUGUCACACGUCGCUGUACGUGCACCGGCAGAGCGUGCACGGCGCGAGGGACGUGCGGGACAACCUGUGUCACGUGUGCGGGAAGAGCUACCACAACGCGGCCAAGCUUAAGUACCACAUCGUGGCGAUGCACACGAGUGAGACUCCGUUCCGCUGCGCCCACUGCAGCGCCUCGUUCGGCUGGUACUCCAGCCUGUACCGGCACGUACGUCUGCUGCAUUACAAGUUGCCGGGUAAAGUGAAGAAAGGCAGGAAGACGAAGCCGGUGGAGGAAGAGCAACCUGACGUGCCAACCGGCGCCGCCUACACCUAGUGUGUGUGUGUGUGUGUGGGGGGGGGGGGGGGUAUGGACAGGUCGAUAACAAUCAGUCACAGUAUGAUGUGAGCGGGCAGGACGCCGGUCACGUUACUGAGUCGUGGACUGUCUUAUGCUGCUGACUGUAACCACACUAGUUUCCACACCGGACCGACCACAUACAUACUCCCUCCCAACUAUAAGUAUUUGCAUAUCUUCUUUUCGUAUCAAUACUUUCAUACAUGGGGAGCAUUAACAUGAUUCGUUUUCAGUACAACCGCAACUUCAAAUAAGAAAUUUCUAGAACUGACACAGUUGUGUUAAAACAUUUCGCUUCACAGACAACUUACAGACCCACCAUAGUAGUGAUUUAGUAUUAACAGGAUCCAAUAACGCGUCAAUAUUUCGUAUAUGUAGGUAUAUAUCAAUCAAAAUAUUACACUUGAACCUUAAGUGUUUUUGAACUAAGCUGCUGUUGAAAUCAAAAAUAUGGCGAUCAUUUUUCGCUAGGAGACAAGUCCCUCAAUAUCCGGGGCGUUUCAAGCUUAGUAGUAAUGUUUGUAUGUAUGUAUCGGCCAUUUUUGUACGAGCGAUACUUCACUCUACUUCCACACCUCCAUUUAAAAAUUAUUUUAGUGAAUGUGACGUCAUCCCUGCCCCUCCAUUUAAAAAUUAUUUUAGUGAAUGUGACGUCAUCCCUGCAUCUGAUCAUGUCCAAAUUAAGUAUUAUUAUUGUGUUUAUUAUUUGAAAUUGAAAUUGAUGUAAAUAAAAUAAUAAUUUAUGUACCAAUAAAGGUUGUGUCAUCAAAAA
Molecule: messenger RNA, 2330 nt
Organism: Leptidea sinapis
Lineage: Eukaryota; Metazoa; Arthropoda; Insecta; Lepidoptera; Pieridae
Product: zinc finger protein 19-like
Exons: 11
Coding region: 128-1537 (469 amino acids)
Biological process (GO): regulation of transcription by RNA polymerase II
Cellular component (GO): nucleus
Molecular function (GO): RNA polymerase II transcription regulatory region sequence-specific DNA binding; DNA-binding transcription factor activity, RNA polymerase II-specific
Source: RefSeq, a predicted model, not a curated record